This is a messenger RNA of Lithohypha guttulata, 714 nucleotides long. RefSeq names its product ubiquitinyl hydrolase 1. The coding region runs from base 1 to 714 and encodes 237 amino acids. Gene Ontology annotation, cellular component: cytoplasm. The transcript has a single exon. Gene Ontology annotation, molecular function: cysteine-type deubiquitinase activity. Gene Ontology annotation, biological process: ubiquitin-dependent protein catabolic process; protein deubiquitination. NCBI's taxonomy places the organism in Eukaryota, Fungi, Ascomycota, Eurotiomycetes, Chaetothyriales, Trichomeriaceae. The record is from RefSeq and is a predicted model, not a curated record.
AUGACUUCUACGCAAAAGGUCUUUGUGCCUCUCGAAAACAAUCCGGUAGUGAUGACGAAGCUCGCUCACCAGCUUGGUUUGUCGACUGAGUUUGCAUUUCAUGACAUCUACAGCUUGACUGAACCUGAACUCCUCGCCUUUGUGCCAAGACCAGCCCACGGUCUGUUGUUUGUUUAUCCUGAAACACCUGAAGGAGAGAAGUAUUUCCAGCAACAAUAUGCUCAAGAGCCUGAUUAUAACGAGACCGGAGGCGAGCCUGUUCUAUUCUAUAGGCAGACUAUUACACACGCCUGCGGCUUGAUUGGCCUGCUACACUGUAUCACAAACUCGACACGUUCCGCUAUUCUGCCAGGUAGCGACCUCGAAAAUCUUGUCCAGCAAGCCAUCACACUCAGGCCGGAAGCUCGAGCGCAACUGUUGCACGAUUCGGAUGUUCUUGACGCUGCACAUGAUGUUGCUGCUCAUACAGGUGAUACCGAGGCUCCCCCUCGAGGUCAAUGUCCUCCUCAAGCAUUCAUAGCAUUUGUGAAAGGUGCAGACGGUCACCUCUACGAACUGGAAGGUAGGAGGAAAGGUCCUGUAGACCUAGGUCUCUUACCAGAAGAUGCCGACGUUCUCAGCGAGGAUGCUUUGGCUCGAGGUCCUCUGGCUUUCGUUCGGCGAGAAGAGGCCCUUGGCGGCAAUCUGAUGUUCAGCUGCACUGUCCUUGCAUAA